AUGAGUCACGCCUACACCCAAGAGCUCCACCUAGCUUGCCUCGCCGUCCAGCGCGCCGCAAUUCUAACGAAACAAUUGCUAUAUGAGGUUGACAAGGGCUCCCUAAGCAAAAGCGACGCAUCUCCCGUGACGAUAGCCGAUUUUGCCGCCCAAGCCUCCAUCAUCGCCGCGAUCCACCACACGUUCCCGGACGAUGACAUCGUCGGCGAAGAAGACGCUACGGCCCUCCGCGAGGACCCCGCCCUCCUAGAGCGAACAUGGGAACUUGCCACAUCUGUUCACCUUGACGACGAAGCCAGCGAAGCUCUUCUACAUACCCCACAAUCUCGGGAAGAACUUCUCGAUCUAAUUGAUCUCGGAGCCCGCGGCGAGUGCAGGCACGGCCGCCGGGCGUGGACACUGGACCCCGUAGACGGCACGGCCACAUACAUUCGCGGACAACAAUAUGCAGUCUGUCUUUCCCUUGUGGAAGAUGGGAAACAGAAGCUCGGUGUUAUCGGAUGCCCAAAUCUUCAUCUCGGCACUGGGCGCGUCGCCGAGGACCUGGUGGAUCGGGACGGCUACGGCCAACUUUUAACUGCGAUCGCUGGGCAAGGAGCCUUCAUCCAACCACUUGGCACAGGCUAUUUACUACCUGGGAAACAGUUGGAACCUGUACCACAAAUUACAAAGACCAGUGAGGUACGACUAGUUGAUACACACGAAGCGAGUUCCCAACGGCUUGAUACACACGAGAAAAUCGCAGCGAAUCUAAGCUGCGCGUGGCCGAACUCUGUGGAUCUCUGGUCAGCUCAAAUGCGGUACAUUGCUAUCGCGGUACAGGGAGGGUGUAACUCUUUCAUCAAGGUGCCACGGAAAGCGACGUACCGAUCGAAGAUCUGGGACCAUUCUGGUGGGAUGUUGCUUGCGCAGGAGCUUGGGUGCGUGGUGUCAGAUCUAGAGGGUCGCCCAGUGGAUUGCGGCUUGGGUCGGACUUUAGCUGGAUGUCACGGCAUGGUCGUGGCGCCUGCGUCCAUUCAUGGACAGAUCCUCGAGGCUGUUCGGGUUGUACGACAGCAACUUGAAGUUGUUGAGUAA
Molecule: messenger RNA, 1077 nt
Organism: Penicillium malachiteum
Lineage: Eukaryota; Fungi; Ascomycota; Eurotiomycetes; Eurotiales; Aspergillaceae
Product: inositol monophosphatase family protein
Exons: 1
Coding region: 1-1077 (358 amino acids)
Biological process (GO): sulfate assimilation
Molecular function (GO): 3'(2'),5'-bisphosphate nucleotidase activity
Source: RefSeq, a predicted model, not a curated record